GAGCGCUUGAAGCAGCUUUUCGGGAGCGGUCCCGCCGCCUCAUCAACAUGCUCGCAUCCGCCCUCCUCCUGUCUGCGCCCGCUGCGGCAGCCGCGCCCUCGAACGCCCGCGUGUGGGCCACCGAUGCGCUCAUGGGCGCCGUCGAAGCCGGCCUGAAGCCCGUCAUCGCCGACGUGGUCUGCGGGAUCCCAAUGGAUAAGCUGCUCGGCCACGAGUCUAUCGAGGAGGGCCCGGUCGCUAUCGACGUCAAGUCCUUCGCCCUGUCGCGCUGCUCGGUCGGCGGCAUCUCCGUGCGCAACCAGCCCGACGGCCUGCUCGUCAAGGUGUCGGGCAUCUCGGCGCACGCAGAGGGCAGCUCCCUCGCCAAGCAGGCCGGCUGCACCUUCAUGUGCUACGACCCGAUGGACGCCUCCUUCUCCGCCGAGCUGUACGACUCUGAGAUCACGAUGCUCAUCUCGCUCGGCGCGGCUCGCGGCGUGCCCGAUUUGGCGGCACGCUACGUCAACACAAACUUCCAGAUGCGCAACAUCCAGCUGCACGAAUUUAAGGGCGUCUCCCUCUUUGCAAACAUGAUCACCGGCGUCAUCGGCAAGGUGACCAACCGGAUCGCCAAGAAGAAGGUUGGCAAGGUCAUCGGCACGCUUGGCGACGUCCUUCACCACCUGCCGCUGCACCACCUGCCGCUCGGCGAGCCGCUCGCAACGGUCCUUCCCCGCGCCGGCCACCUCAUGCUCGACGCCGACGUCACCUCCAUCGGAUACAAGAAGCCCGCGUGGGUCAUCGACAUCCUUACCGUCCUCUCCUCGCCGCCGGCGGUGGGCGCGCGCUCCUAUCCGUACGCGCCGACUGCUCUCCCGAGCGCCCCGCCGGUGGAGCACCGCUCGCAGCAGCUCAUCGCCACCGUGACGCCGUGGACCAUCAACGAGGCGCUCUUCGCGCUCGAGAAAUCCGGACUCCUGACCCUACCCGUCACCUCCGAGGCGCACGGCCAGUCCGUGCCGCUCACCUUCUCCACCUCGCCCUCGCUGAGCGUGGUGGGCGACCGUGCCGAGCUCACCCUCGCCAACGUGGUCGCCGGCCCAGCCUCGCGAACCAACUCGACCCUCACCAUCGGCGGCACGUCCCCCACCCUGCUCAUCGACGGCCACGUCGCCAAGGCGCGGUGGGGUGGGCACGCCGACGCCUCCCUCCGCGUCUCCGGCUGCGGCGAACGCCAGCUCUCCUUCCGCGCCGCGCCCGCCGCCGGCUCAGCCGUCGCGGCCGCCGGCAAGGGUGAGGUGGCCCUCGAGAUCAAGUCGGUGCAGGAUGCGCCGUGGUGGGAGGUGCAGUGCGACUCGGCGGGCGCGAACCUCGUGCUCGACGCGCUCGGCGUCGAGAACGUGCACAAGUCGGUUGCCUGCGCGGCGACGGCCCUCGAGGCCUUCGACACGUCGGGCAGCGUCCCCGCGUCCGAGACGCUCUCCUGCCUGCUCGACGCGUGGGCAAACAAGCUGGACCUUAUCUGGGGCAUCGUCAACAAGCUCGACGCCCUGCGCCCGCCCGGCUUCCCAGACGUGCUCUCCUUCCUCUGGGACGGCCUCGUCGCUCUCGACCUCGAGCUAAUCUCCCGCGAGGGAGUCGGCGACGCCGCCGCCGUCACCGCCUGCGUGCAGGACCGCUCCCCGACCGCCCGGCUGUCGGGCAUCUACCGCUGCCUCCUCGACGCGACCGCGCCGGCGAUUGACAAGGCCUUCGCCUCGGCGGCCGACCUGCGCACGAUCCUGCUCACCCCCGAGCUGAACGCGCUCGUCGACGCGAUGGCAAGCGGCGAGGCGUCGACUGCGGCGCCGGACGUGCUCACCGCCCUCAACGGCGUCCUCGCGGGCCAGAGUAAGCCGCUGCAGCAGGUGGCGGACGACGCGAUGGCGGUGCUGCGCGACCUGCUCGCCGCGUCGCACGAGUCGGCCGGCGAGGAGCGGACGCAGGCCGUCGUCGGCACCCUCAAGCGCCUCGUGAAGGUGGCGUGGUCGGCGCUGCAGCAGGUCGACGUCGCCGUGGACGGCGCGCCCAUCGGAGGAUCGUACGACCUCUCGCAGCUCAAGGCGGUGGCCGAGGCGGCCAAGGCGGACCUCGAGGCCGGAAGCGCGUUCGCCUGGACCGUGCGCGCGGCCGACGCCGACCUGGUCGGCACGUACACGCGCUCGUCCGUCUCGUACGUCGCCCACCCUCCCGCCUCGCUCGAGGCGGAGAUCCCGCUCGGCGUCCUCUUCUCGACCGCCUUGCGGCUUGCACGCGAGACGGCGCUCGGCCAGAUGGCGCUCGGCCGCCAGGGCGGCGCGGACGGCACGGCGGCGGGCUCGAUGCGCGUCGGCUUCACCUCCUCCGCGUCGGGCAUCGAGGGCAAGGCGCAGGCGGACUGGCGCGCCGUUCUCCGCGCCGCCGUCGCUGUGGCGUCCCCUCGCGCGGCGCACGUGAUCGACAUGCUCCCCGGCUGGGUGACCAAGUGCGUGGCCGGCUGGGCGCAGGGGUCCUUCUGGGGCUCGGCCGACAUUGAGGUGCAGGGGCGCAAGCUGCUCGCCCUUGAGAGGGAGGCCUUCGACGCCCUGACCGCCGGGCAGUCCAUGCUGGCGGAGCACACUGCGGCGGACGGCUCGUUCCACUGGUAGAGAGGCUGCGGGCGCGGCACUGUGGCGCCCACCCUCCUUCACCCUUGCUCGCGUGGAGGCCCCCCUCGCUCUUGCGUCUUGGAGGCGGAGGGGCGAGCGGACACGCAGCAGGGCGUGUGAGAGAUCCGCUCUCAGUCUCGCUCCCCCCCACCAUGCACACGAUACAACGGGGGGCAAGAUAUGAACAUGAACACCAUGGAGUUGGAGUGCAGUUGGCGACGGCAUAGUGGGAAAUUGAUAUACCGUCGCCAACACUCUGUGCAUGCGCAUGGCGAGAAGUUUUGUCUACUACUGAGUAACUGUCUCUUGAAUAAUUUUACGAAAUGUUGUAUAUGCAGCUCAAAA
Molecule: messenger RNA, 2990 nt
Organism: Emiliania huxleyi CCMP1516
Lineage: Eukaryota; Haptophyta; Isochrysidales; Noelaerhabdaceae
Exons: 2
Coding region: 48-2645 (865 amino acids)
Source: RefSeq, a predicted model, not a curated record